Molecule: messenger RNA, 2430 nt
Organism: Lipotes vexillifer (Yangtze River dolphin)
Lineage: Eukaryota; Metazoa; Chordata; Mammalia; Artiodactyla; Lipotidae
Gene: KANK3
Product: KN motif and ankyrin repeat domains 3
Exons: 10
Coding region: 1-2430 (809 amino acids)
Biological process (GO): negative regulation of actin filament polymerization
Cellular component (GO): cytoskeleton; cytoplasm
Molecular function (GO): protein binding
Source: RefSeq, a predicted model, not a curated record
AUGGCCAAGUUUGCCCUGAAUCAGAACCUGCCUGACCUGGGCGGCCCUCGCCUGUGCCCCAGCGUGACUGGGGGAGCUCGCAGCCCGAGUUCGCCCUACUCGGUGGAGACGCCCUAUGGCUUCCACCUGGACCUGGACUUCCUCAAGUACGUGGAGGAGCUGGAGCGCGGCCCCGCCGCCCGCCGAGCCCCGGGCCCCCAGCCCGCGCGCCGCCCCCGCGCGCCACGGGCCGGCCUCGCAGGCGCGCGCAGCCCAGGCGCCUGGACAUCCUGCGAGUCCCUGGCCAGUGACGAUGGCGGAGCACAGGGCGCUCUCUCCCCGGGCGCGCCGUCGGGGCUGAUGCUGCCGCCGCUAUCGCCGCGCGCACCCGUGCGCAAUCCGCGCGUCGAGCACACGCUCCUGGAGACCAGCCGGCGGUUGGAGCUUGCGCAGGCGCACGAGUGCGUGCCCAGCCCAGGCCGCGCGAUCCCGCGCAGCCCGCGCGGGUCCGGCCACAGCAGUCCCGCCCCCAACCCGGCCCUGGCCUCGCCCGGCCCCGCGCAACUGCAGCUGGUGCGCGAGCAGAUGGCAGCGGCGUUGAGGCGCCUGCGCGAGCUCGAGGAGCAGGCGCGCUCGCUGCCCGAGCUGCAGGAGCAGGUGCGCGCGCUGCGCGCCGAGAAGGCGCGGUGGCUUGCUGGGCGCCGGCAACCCGAGCCCGACGGGGAGGCCGAGGCGCGCCCGGACAAGCUUGCUCAGCUGCGACGGCUCACCGAGCGCCUGGCCACCUCUGAGCGCGGCGUUCGCGCCAGGGCCAGCCCCGGGGCUGACGGCCCCGACGGGUCGGCUUCUAGCCUCAGUGAGGGUGCGCUGCAGGUCCUCGAUGGGGCGCCCCAGACGCGGGAUACAGGCACCCAGACCGUGCCGGAGACUCACGAGGCGGGAGCCCAGGCGGUGCCGGAGACCCAGGAGGCCGGCGUGGGGGCAGCUCCCGAGACGCUCGAGGCGGAAGUGUGGGUGACGGAGGCUCUGCUGGGGCUGCCCGCGGCCGCCGAGCGCGAGCUGGAGCUGCUUCGCGCCAGCCUGGAGCAUCAGCGCGGGGUGAACGAGCUCCUGCGGGGUCGCCUGUGCGAGCUGGAGGAGGCCCGCGAGGCUGCCGAGGAGGCACAGGCAGCGGUGGCGGCCCAGCCCCAGCCGUGCGAGGCUGCCACCCAGACCCCGUGGGGUUGUGCCGAGAGGGCCACGCAGACCGAGCCCGCUGUGGAGGCUCCUGCCCCUACGCAGGAGAACCUGCCCGGACCCACGGAUGGGGACAGGGCAGUGGCACCCGUGGGCACCCUCAAAUCCAUUAUGAAGAGGAGAGACGGUACACCUGGCGCCCAACCCAGUCCCGGACCCAAGAGCCUGCAGUUUGUUGGGGUCCUCAACGGAGAGUACGAGAGCUCAUCCAGCGAGGGCGACAGCGACAGCGAGGACGGCGCUGCCGAGCUCCCGAGGAGCAGUUCGUCGGGCUCAGGAGACGACAGCGGCGGGGGAUCCGACUCCGGGACCCAUGGCCCUCCCAGCGGCGGGGAGGCCCGGGACCCCGAGCCGGAGGCAGAGCCAGAGCCUCAGCCGGGUGCGCAGGGGAGGUGCGAGCUGAGCCCGCGUUUGAGGGAGGCGUGCGCAGCGUUGCAACGGCAGCUGAGCCGGCCCCGCGGAGUCGCCCGCGACAGUGGCGCGGCGCGCCUGGUGGCCCAGGAGUGGUUUCGAGUGUCGAGCCAGCGGCGCUCUCAAGCGGAGUCCGUGGCCGGGGUGCUGGGUGCGGCGGUGCGCCUGGGACGUGAGCUGCUGGAACACGUGGUGAACCUGACGGAUGGCAACGGGAACACAGCCCUGCACUACAGCGUGUCCCAUGGGAACCUGGCCAUCGCGAGCUUGCUGCUGGAUACAGGGGUCUGCAAGAUUGACCACCAGAAUCGAGCUGGCUACUCUGCCCUCAUGCUGGCCGCACUCACCUCUGUGGGGCGAGAGGAGGACAUGGCCGUGGUCCAGAGACUCUUCCGCAUGGGCAGUGUUAACGCCAAGGCCAGCCAGACGGGACAGACAGCCCUCAUGCUGGCCAUCAGCCACGGCCGCCAGGACACGGUAGCAGCCCUGCUGGCAUGUGGGGCAGAUGUGAACGUGCAGGAUGCAGAUGGGGCCACAGCGCUGAUGUGCGCCAGCGAGUAUGGGCGCCUGGACACUGUCCGGUUGCUCCUGGCCCAGCCAGGCUGCGACCCCGCCCUCCUGGACAACGAGGGCACCAGUGCCCUGGCCAUUGCCCUGGAGGCUGAGCAGGACGAGGUGGCCGCCCUGCUGCACGCCCACCUGAGCUCAGGCCAGCCCAGUCCCCUGCUGCCCUCUGACCACCCCAUGGCCAAGCCUAGUGAAGGAAGCUGCAGUGACGGUGGAGAGGACCCCCCACCUCAGUGA